AUGACGAACCGAGUUCCCGAAGAAGAACUUUCGAUACUUGAAGCUAUUAUCGGCAUAAGGAAUCGCCUUCACGCAUUAAAAAAAGAUCGUCAAACUUAUAUCAAGUCUUCGACAGUUACUGAGAUCUAUGACGAGGUUACGGAACACGUGAAAAAGUUGAAUGAAAUUCGCGAACAGGCCACAGAAAGUCCAACUUCAGAUAACCGCGUUAAUGUUGUUCUUGACGAUGUUUUUCAGUUACUUUCGUUAUUCUUUAUGGCGAUAGGUAAAAAUAAUGAAAGUCCUGCUACCUAUGCACAACUUGCCACUAUUAAGCAAUGUUUGGAUCACUUAAACGAGUCUGGUGUUUACACAUUAGAUGAUCUGACCCCAUAUCAGAAUCGAUUGAUAGAAAUGAGUAAGAUUAUAAAGAAUGAUGAGGAAAAUAAUGCAAUAGCUGAGCCACAUUUGAAAUUACUGAAAAAGAAGUUAAAAUCCUGUGAGACCGUGCUGAGUUUACUAUUGGAAUCCGGCUCAAAUCUAAGUGAUGAAUUAACACCAAUACAUCAUCGUUUAGUAGAAAUAAAAAGAGAAUUAGGUGCAAUAGGUUCACGUAAUAAUCUUGAUAACACACCAUCAUUUCAAAUAUCAGAAGUUCGACCUUAUCAAGAUGAAUUAAGAAGCAUUGAUAGUAAACGAGUUGGUGGGAGUUUUUUGGCACCAGAUGGUUCUAUACCAUCAGGUCAAGCUCAAGUUAUUGGGUUGUUAGAGGAAUGUUAUGAAUGUGCUCAUGAUCUAAUUGCCAGUCAGGAUGAUGUUGCAGGAACUUUAAAACCUAUUUAUCAUAGAUUGAUUGAAUUAAAAUCAUUACUUGAACAAUUGACAUUAACACAUCGGUGGACUUCGCGUGAAACUGAUAUGUGGGCCUUUCAACUUCAAUUAAAUGAAAUUGAUCAUAUGAGGAAAAAUGGAAAAUUUUAUGAUAAUGAAGGAAAUGUUCCCGAAGGACAAACGGUCCUCCUUCAUUUGUUACGCAAGUGUUAUCGAUUAUUGUAUAAGAUUUUAAGUUCUAGUGAACCUAUUGCUGAACCGUUAAUGCCUAUUCACAACCAACUUCUUACCGUGCGAAGAUUUUUAAUUGAAGUUAAAAAAUUUGGCGGUCCUUUUACAGCAAGGGAAUUAUAUCCAUAUCAAAUGAAACUCGCAUCUAUUGAUAAUAUGCGUGUAGAUGGCAAAUUUUUGGAUGAAGAUGGAUCAAUACCUGAAGGUCAGGGUAUCGUUAUGGCCUUAUUAAAUGAAUGUUAUGAUAUUUUGUUUGAAUUAAAACCUGAUGUUGUAGAUGACAAUUAA
Funneliformis mosseae is the source of this 1329-nucleotide messenger RNA. The record is from the annotation of a GenBank genome assembly. NCBI's taxonomy places the organism in Eukaryota, Fungi, Glomeromycota, Glomeromycetes, Glomerales, Glomeraceae.